This is a messenger RNA of Myripristis murdjan (pinecone soldierfish), 1417 nucleotides long. RefSeq names its product intracellular hyaluronan-binding protein 4. Lineage: Eukaryota; Metazoa; Chordata; Actinopteri; Holocentriformes; Holocentridae. The transcript is spliced from 9 exons. The record is from RefSeq and is a predicted model, not a curated record. Bases 128 to 1210 code for a protein of 360 amino acids. Gene Ontology annotation, biological process: positive regulation of RNA splicing; positive regulation of translational initiation. Gene Ontology annotation, cellular component: nucleus; cytoplasm. Gene Ontology annotation, molecular function: RNA binding.
ACCUCGCACACGUGCAACCGUUUAAAAGUGUCGUCCUGCUCGCAGCGGUUCGUUAGAUGUUCACAGAGGCAGCUGGGUUCCCAUCCGCUGCUCUUCCCUCAUUUAGUCGGGCAGGAAAACGGCUAAAAUGCUGCCGGACGCCUACGGUUGCGCCGUUGCUAACCGGUUCGGGAAGCUUCUUGACGACGACGCGGACCCGUUCGAUUUGCUCAAUGAAGCGGAGAUAGAGAAGGAGAAAAGGAAGAAGAAAGAGGAGCAAAAGAAAACCAAGCAGAAAAAACAUGGCCAGAAGGAAUCCCAGAAAGACAGACGCGUCCCAGUCGCGCCUGACGGCCAGGACCCGCUCACAGGCCGUAAGCAGCAGGCACGUGUUGGACCGGCAGCAAAUGAGAGCAGAGGUGGCAAAGUGGAGGCUCAGAGGGGCAUGAAGAGAGCUGCCUUUGGGGAGCGUAGGGCCAACCAAGAGCAGCACCCAGAGGACUACCCGACCUCUAAGCCUUUCCAUGAUGUAGACUCUGAGCCCAGAGGCAGAGGCGGGUUCAGAGCCGGGAGAGGAGGGAGAGGUGGAGGAUACCUGAGAAAUCCGGACAACUUCAACCUGAGGGGCAAGAGAGAAUAUGAGCGCCACAGUGGAACAGGCAUCUCCCCUGAGGAGAAGAGAGGAGGCAGAGGACCGUGGAACUGGGGGUCUGUUCAGGAUACUAUGGGUGAAUUGAUGGAGGUGACAUCAGAUGCUCCAGUCAAACCUGAAGAGCCUCAAUCACCAGUCGAAGGAGAGGAUCAAACGUCUGAGGUGGAUGGAGAAAUGGUGGUCCAGGUUGCUGUGGAGAUGACACUGGAUGAGUGGAAAGCCCUGCAGGAGACUAGUCGUCCCAAGGUGGAGUGGAACCUCCGCAAGGCUGACAGCAAGGUCCCCUCCAAAGCCCGGGUCAUCCACCAGUCAAAGCACAUUGAGAAUGCCAAGGGAAGUGAGGAGGACAUGGAGGAGGAAGGCCACUUCUUGCGUAGGUCUGUGAAUGACAUCACUGACCGUCUGGACAUCAAUUUUGGGAGCCUGGGACGCCCAAGUCGCGGUGGAAGAGGGAGAGGAGGAAGAGCUGGUCUGUCUCGUUGCCCAGAGAUGGCCAAACCCAAAUUGGAGAUGGUUUAUGGUCUGGCUCCUAACCCGGAUGACCCAGACGACUUCCCAGCACUGACAGCAAGGAGAUAACUAUCUGCUGCUGUGGAAAUUCACUUCUCUUCACAUUUGCCUGCUGGUGAAAAUGGGUUGCACUUGCACUUGCUAGAUAUUUAAUCACUGUUAAUGUGUUCCUGCUGUUCAAGGUUUGGGUUUUAUCAUCCCUUACUUUUUCUGAUAUCCCACUGAAGGCACUGUUCAAUGUUCAGGUCCUGGAAAAUAAAAUGCCUUUUGCAAGCU